Molecule: messenger RNA, 1876 nt
Organism: Salmo salar (Atlantic salmon)
Lineage: Eukaryota; Metazoa; Chordata; Actinopteri; Salmoniformes; Salmonidae
Source: RefSeq, a predicted model, not a curated record
CGCAGACGCAGCCUGACAACGCUGACUGACAACGCAGCCUGGCACGUCCUGUCCUGUCCGUUGACUUGGACGUCAACCACUCAAAAGUCACGACAUGGCGACACUGGAAUCAGACAAACAUGUGAAAAAGGUCCAUCUGGACUUGUGAUUCGGUAGCCUAGUUGGAAGGAAAGGCUAUGCUAGAGGACAAGAUGGCGAACAAGUCAACUUUAGACGACGUGUUUAGUAACAGAACAGGACAGAAUUCAUCUGUACCAUGUCCGUUCACUGAAACCCGGGAGAAUCCACUGAAGGCGUAUCUCCUGGGAAUCAUCAUUUCAAUAUGUGGGAACUUCCUCAUCAGCAUUUCUCUGAAUAUACAGAAAUAUGCCCACAUGCGUCAGUCCCAGCUGGGCGACUCCAAGCCCUACUACAGGUCCGUGCUGUGGUGGAGUGGUGUGGUUCUGAUGGGGGUCGGGGAGCUGGGGAACUUUGCCGCCUACGGCUUCGCUCCGGCUUCCCUCAUCGCACCACUGGGUUGCGUUUCAGUCAUAGCCAGUGCUGUCAUCUCUGUGGUGUUCCUUAAAGAGACGCUACGAGCUUCUGAUAUUAUUGGUGGUGCACUAGCAGUGAUGGGGACCUAUCUCCUGGUGACCUUUGCCCCCCACGCCACCACUCACAUCACCGCCCACCUGGUCCAAAGAUACGCCGUCAGCUGGCAGUUCCUGAUUUACCUGUUUCUAGAGGUCAUAUUGUUUUCCAUCCUGCUCUAUUUGUACAAGAGGAGGAAUAUCAAGCAUAUAACCAUAGUGAUGCUGCUGGUGGCUCUGCUGGCCUCCCUGACGGUGAUCUCAGUCAAAGCUGUCUCUGGGAUGAUCGCUGAGUCCAUAAAGGGACAACUCCAGCUCACCUACCCCAUCUUCUACGUCAUGCUGGUGGUUAUGGUGGCCUCCUGUGCCUUCCAGAUAAAGUUCCUUAAUCAAGCCAUGAAGAUGUUUGAUGCCACAGAGGUCGUCCCCAUUAACUUUGUGUUCUUCACUGCCAGUGCCAUCACCGCAGGAAUAGUAUUUUACCAGGAAUUCCAGGGGUUGGCUUUGCUCAAUAUAUUAAUGUUUCUCUUUGGCUGUCUGCUCUCGUUCAUUGGAGUUUUCCUGAUAGCCAGAGACAGACCCAAGAUCAAGACUGAAAACAUAACCUUUAUAGCCAUGGGGAAAAUCCCAGGGAGAAGAUCUAAAGAUCAGGUCCAGCCGGAGGCUAAAAGCAACACAUACGGAUCUCUGGCAGCUAAACUGAUGUGUAACAAACCUGGUCCUCAGGACGACUCUUAAUGUCAGCCACACCUGUCUGUCUGUGUACAGAGACUACCUGUGUCAACACUAUACACACACACACUACCCACUAUAUACACACGACACACACACUACACACGACACACACACUACACACGACACACACUAUACACACACACACUAUACACACACACACACCCUCUCUCCUGGGUUGCCAGACUGAAUGACUGACUACAGGGACAAAGUGAGAGCACUGUCUCCAUACUGUAUUUACUAGGAUUUCUGGGAAAUGUUUGCUAUCUUCUAAAUCCCUCCUAAUUCCAGGAGUCUUGGGGACUCUGGGGGGGGAAAGUUAUCAAUUAUCAGGGAAUUGAACUCUGGUGCUACAGAUAGCGAGGAGACAUCUCAGGAUCCAACCCAAAAAUGCACUACAGACACCAAUAAAACGUUAUUAUUUCAUUCUCAAGGGAGGUGUCUGUCCUGACGAACCACCGGAUUAUUCUCUGUUCGUACGAAAGCAACUGUUUGAACGAAUUUCUGAUGAGACGCUUUUAAUAUGGUUUCUAUCAUUGAUUUGUUAAUAAAACUGGAAUGUGGAUAUUUAAAAA